AUGCGCAUCGACCUCACGCUCUACAUCUCUCACCACCUUCACAUCGAAGUCGUCGACAUGGACCGUUUACCUGAAGAGCUGAUCGUACAGAUAUGCGAGUUCUGCGACCAUGCUUCGUUGAAGAAUGCACGCCUCGUGGGCAGCCGAUGGAAAGCCGCCAGCACGCCAGCCACAUUCGAGCACUUCUACAUUGGCCUUUUCGGGUUUGGAGUCACCAAAUUGGAGAGUCUAGCCAAGUCGCCUUUGUCGAGGCAUGUCAAAAGAUUUACCAUUUAUUCAGAGGUCUUGCCAGACUGGUCCAAAACAGCCUGGCAAAAGGCGAUCGACUUUCGACCUCCGUUCAGUCAGUGGCUUGCCCCUGUUAGAGCUGAGGCCACGCGAGAGCAAGCAAUGCUGAACCCGGCUCUGCAAAGUCUACGUGAAUACAAUCUCGCGGAGAAAUAUGAGUCUCUGCCGCGGCACUCCUUCAGCGAUGAGAAGCUUGAGAUGGGUUACGCGGCGUACAAAGCAUGUGUGCGCGACCAAAUCAGCUGGCGAAAGAACUUGCUGGGGAUCGCCUUCAAAGAGUAUGUUGCAAUGCUACCGAAUCUGAUAGAGGCAAGAGUGCAAUGCACUACGCCUUUCGCUGGUCGAACGAACCAGUGGCCUGUAUGGAAAGCUCUCCGCCAAUACAUACUUGUUGGACCGGACGACUGGAUGUAUUCAACUGAUUUUCAGGAAGCCAAUUACGCAUAUCUAUCAGGACAUGCUGCACUGUCUCUACUCGAGGCUGUGGCAUAUCGAGCAUCGUUCUCCGGGACCAAGCAAUUGACAUCGCUCUACGUUCACUCUGCCCAUCUUGAUCCGUACCGCAAACUCAUGAACGAAGCGUCCGGCACCAUCUUUGAGCGCGAGUUCCACAAUCUGGGCAUUCAUCAACUGCAUGAAGGCUUUCGCCAUUUGACAAGACUCUACCUACACAUUCCACAUGCCACGAUAAGUGCCAGGCUGAACGGAAACUCGAUGGCCAAAGAGACGAUGGAGUUUCUGCGUCUGGCCCGGCAGAUCCAAAGCCUCGAUCUCAGGUAUGGUGAUGAUGAGCUGAGUCCAGAUGAUGAUGCAUCGCAGCUUGAAAUACUCUUCCUCGAUGGUUCCGAAAAUGUACUGUGGCCAGACAUCAAACAUCUGGCACUCGCCACAAACAUUCCUGCAGAGAUUCUGGUCGGAUUCCUGCGAAAUCAUGCCAAGACCCUUGAAAGCCUAGAGCUUCGCGACAUGCUCGUUCAUGAUGUGGAUUUGGCGCUUGUGCAGAUACCGAAAGUUGUGGAGUUGAAACGAGUAUAUGUCGAGCAGCUUUGGGAUGAUGCCUCUGAGCACGACGGGACUUCAGUGAGCCAUCUGUGCGUGCUUUCGAGGGGUACCGAUUUCGAUGAUCCGUAUGAGCAGGCGGUGAAAUCGUAUCUGCUGGGCCAGAAAUCCAUGCUCCCAGUCAUCGAGAGAGAUGGCGGCUUUGGUGAUGUGAUGGAUUGGGAAGACGACGAUGAUCCGCCAUAA
Zasmidium cellare ATCC 36951 is the source of this 1533-nucleotide messenger RNA. RefSeq lists its product as uncharacterized. The coding region runs from base 1 to 1533 and encodes 510 amino acids. The transcript has a single exon. Gene Ontology annotation, molecular function: protein binding. Lineage: Eukaryota; Fungi; Ascomycota; Dothideomycetes; Mycosphaerellales; Mycosphaerellaceae. The record is from RefSeq and is a predicted model, not a curated record.